Messenger RNA from Gigantopelta aegis, 6579 nucleotides. RefSeq names its product mitogen-activated protein kinase kinase kinase 15-like. NCBI's taxonomy places the organism in Eukaryota, Metazoa, Mollusca, Gastropoda, Neomphalida, Peltospiridae. Gene Ontology annotation, molecular function: protein kinase activity; ATP binding. Gene Ontology annotation, biological process: protein phosphorylation; MAPK cascade. Bases 175 to 4080 code for a protein of 1301 amino acids. The record is from RefSeq and is a predicted model, not a curated record. The transcript is spliced from 40 exons.
GCUUACACCUGGUACCGUUGAAUUAAUCUUUUAACAUUGAUUGAUGAGGUACUUAAUAGUGCAUACAUUUUUAGAAUAAUGACAGCAACCAAUUAGAGUUUGUAUAAUACGUAGUUUGACCGGUGCGAGUUGCUGGCAUAUUCAGAAGAGCUGUCAAUAUGAAGAGUUGAACUCAUGACUAUGAAAGUUGUUUGCGUUAUCAAUGGCAACGACACUGGGUCAGUUGGUCUGCCAAAGCCAGCCAAUGAAAAGACACUGCUUACGUCAGAUGGUGUUCGGGCCAGGAAGAUUGCCCACACAAGCAUACAGCAGUCUGUUGAAAGUGUUGGUGCCAGUUUGGAUACGAUCUCCUUCCAGAAGCUUGACUUUGGUGAGACCCAGACCCUGGACAUUUUCUACAAUGCCGAUGUAGCCAUCAUUGACAUGACGGUGCCCAUCCAGCAGGCGCCGUUGUUCUACCACAUCGGCGUGAGGCAGAGCCUCGGAAUGAAGCACAACAUCGUUACCUGCUUCGAUGUCGACUCCGAAAUGACGCUCUCACUCAGGCUUUCGUGCUGCAAUGGUGUAAUGAUCCUGCCAUAUCAAGUGGACACCCUAGGAUCUUGUAUCAUCAGUGAUCCAACAUUACAAAAGGCAGUAGGUGAUUUUUGUGCGAAUACGGACAUCCCAACACUUUGCCGCAAACUGAAGACAGCUUUGAAAGAAGUGGACCAAGAGAAUACAGCCCACUCAAAAGAAAGAUUUUUGACUGAUCUUAGAAAAGUCAGAGAGAAUAACAAGGGUGAAAAACUUGUACAGGCCCUGGAGGCAAUGCGACGUAGACUGGAUGAUCCGUCACUGAUGUCAGAAAAUGUCAUAUUCAACAUGCUGCUCUCUUACAGAGAUAUUCAGGACUAUGACGCUAUGGUGAAGUUGGUGGAAGACCUGGCUCAGAUUCAGAACAACAAGGUGGUCAGUGCUGUUGCCAUUCAACACCUAUAUGCAUUUGCACUCAACAGGAGGAACAAAAAUGGUGAUCGUGACAGAGCCUUGGAGGUGAUAAAGAAAGCCAUGGAAAAUUCCGAGACCCAGGUUCCAGACAUGAUCUGCCUGUGUGGGCGGAUCUACAAGGACAAGUUCAUAGAGUCGGAUUAUUCCGAUCAGUCGGCACUGAACAACGCUACUGACUGGUACCGUAAAGGUUUUGAGGUUCAACCUAAUGAAUAUGCUGGAAUAAAUCUGGCUACACUUCUCGUCAUAUCAGGAAAGGAUUUUUCCACUUGUCAAGAACUUCAACGAAUAGGUAUAAUACUGAACAACCUGAUUGGGAAGAAGGGCAGUCUGCAGUCUCUGACCGACUACUGGGAUGUGGCCACCUUCUUUGAAAUCAGUCUUCUUGCCAACGACUACGGGAAAGCGAUCCAGGCCGCCGAGUGUAUGUUUAGACUGGAGCCACCUGACUGGUAUCUGAAGUCGACAGUGGGCAACAUAAUUCUAAUCAACCGGUUCAGGAAUGAAGACAGUUCAGCAGGUUCUGACACGGAGAAGCAGAUUUUUCUGUUCUGGAUGGAUUUCUUUGUGGAAGCAACCAAACCUGAUUCUGAAAUUACCAGUUCUAGAUUUCCUGUUCUGAUUCUUGAACCAUCAAAGGAACUGAUACCCAGCUAUAUUCAGGUAGAUUCGGAGACAGAUGAUAAGUGUGUGAAACUGUGGCAUGUCUCUCAGGAUCGUGGGCUCGGUGAAUGGACAUUUCCCAUUGACACAGUCAAGCGUGUUAGUUUGUACAAGCGUGAUACGAGGGCUUUGUUUCUGUACGUACAAGAUGUGUCUGAUGAUGACUUUCACUUCUUUUUCUCGUCAGAGGCACAGAAACUCAGGUUUUACAAUUUGAUGGAUGCUCUGGUUUCCAACCCUGACUGUUGUUCCAAUGCGGAUGAUUAUGAAGAAAGUCUUGAAUAUGAGUAUGACUAUGACGAUAAGGGGAACCGUGUGUUGCUUGGAAAGGGAACGUAUGGUGUGGUGUAUGCCGCCAGAGACAAAAAAACUCAAGUCAGAAUUGCUGUGAAAGAAGUUCCUGAAAAAUUCCAACAAGAGGUGCAGCCUCUUCAUGAAGAAAUCAAGUUACACAGCCGACUUAGUCACCGGAAUAUUGUGAAGUAUUUAGGCUCGGCCAGUGAAGAAGGCAUUUUCAAAAUAUUCAUGGAGCAAGUCCCAGGAGGAAGUCUUUCUCAGCUGUUGAGGUCAAAGUGGGGUCCUCUGAAGGACAAUGAAUCUACCAUUACGUAUUACACCAAACAGAUAUUGGAAGGAUUAAAGUAUUUGCAUGACAACAAGAUAGUUCAUCGUGAUAUCAAGGGAGACAAUGUUUUAGUGAAUACAUACAGUGGCGUUUUGAAGAUCUCAGAUUUCGGCACCUCAAAAAGACUGUCUGGAAUAAAUCCAUGUGCCAGCACAUUUGCAGGAACUAUUCAGUACAUGGCUCCAGAGGUGAUAGAUAAAGGAAUCCGAGGAUAUGGACCACCAGCAGACAUCUGGUCUCUUGGAUGUACUGUGAUUGAAAUGGCAACAGGGAAACCGCCAUUUAUUGAGCUGGGUAGUCCUGAAGCUGCCAUGUUUAAAGUUGGAUUUUACAAGAUGCAUCCUGACAUUCCAGAAACUUUGUCUCAAUCAGCUAAAGAAUUUCUUCUCAGAUGUUUUGAGCCAACCCCCGAGAAAAGAGCACCGGCUGCAGAGCUUCUGCUGCAUCAGUUCAUUACAGAACAUCAUGGCUCCAAAAGGAAAAGGAAAAAGGUGCAGGAGAGUGAACGGUUGAUUGAUAGAAGUACUUCUGAGCCAUAUGAUAAAACAAUUGCAGAACUGAAACUGAGAAUCCCAAGAAUAUCAAGAUUGCGAAAGGAAGGAACAGGCAGUGUGGAGAAUUUGCUGGAACUAGAUACAGUGGAUGAAGAAGACAGGUCGCAUGCCGCUAGUUACUCUGAUCUGACCACUCUAGACACGGACCAACUUCGCCGUCACUCCCUUUCUCCCAAUCAUCUUUCACCAUCUGGAAGACUGUCGCCAAGCACUGAUUCAGUCCUCUCGAACCUGAGUGCAACUGCACUGUCCCCAGACAUCAUUGACUCAGAUCACAGCAGUGCUUUUUCACGGGACGGAGGAUUCUACCUCUUGCGUAAAGACUCAGAACGCCGCAAUACACUUGUGUAUAUUUUACUUCAGGAUAAACAAAUAAUAUGUAACACUUGGUUGGAAUUGCUUCAUAGAGAUGCCACCAUAUCACAUCCAAAACUGACAACAGAACAUCUGACUUGCCUCCUCCUAGGACUGAGGGGAUACAUCUUGGAUCCCAGUAGUCGUGCAAUACAUGAUGCACUGGAUGAGCUCCGUGAAGGUGUGCAGUUUGACGUCACUGCAUUGAUGGAGAUACAGUUGGCUCUGUAUGUCUUUCAAGAGGCGGUUAGUAUAUGUUUAAAGACACACAAUAUCCAGCCACACUGGAUGUUUGCCCUCGACAACCUGAUUCGCGGAGCCGUGCAGGCAACCAUCACUAUAAUCUCUCCAGAGUUGGGAGCUAAUCUAGCCGGUGACCAGGUAGACGAUGAGGUGGUUACGUCGGGGGUGUCGUCAGCCAAUUCGGUGAAACCUGCCUCUACAUACAGGAAGACAGCUACCAGAGAACUACAGCAGGAGCUCGAUCAUGUGGAGGAAGAAAACCUCAGGUUACUGAGGCAGCUGUUAGAUGUGCAGAAAUCCUACCAAGAGGUUUUACGGCAGUCGAUAGACGAACGGAAGCUGCAGAUUAGCCAUCUGAGGUUGCUUGUAUCAAAUCAAGAUGUCCUGUAUAACCGAGCUCUCCACGAGAUUCAGCCUGGUGUUCCAGAAAUCCAGGUCACUCCAGACACAGAAUUGGCUUCUUGGCUAGAAGCCAAAACAUUUGACUCCAAAACAAUCAACACGAUUUGUCAUGAGGAAUACACGUUAGCCGAUCUUUUGGAGAUGGUGACCAGAGAAGAUUUACAACGACUUAACCUCAGAGGUGGAGUAAUCUGUCGACUCUGGCGAGCCAUUCUUGCCCACCGACAGUCCCAAGCAGCCAAGAGAUGACCAAGGUGUAAGGUCAUGUGACCUCAAUUUUUUGAGAUUCUUAUAAUUAGUGGAUUUGUUUUCUUGAUCUCCACAUCAGUUGCAUGUGACUGUUUAGCAGAAUAUUGCUGACUGUCAUGAUAAUAGUGUACUGGUGCCACAUUUGGCCUUACCUUUGGGGUGUGUGAAAAAAACUAAACAUUUUGAGUAUUUUGUUUUAUAAGAAGAUUAUUUUAACAACUCAUGAAUGAAAUAUCACAAUACUAUACUUUUGAAAGUGACUAAUGUGUAUAAUAAUUAUAUAAUUUGCGUAUAAAUAGGAUUGAUAUCUUAAGGUAAUAUAUACAUUUGUUGCCUUGAACACUGAAGAAAUACCCUCCAUUAAUGUAUUUGAUAGCUGUAAUAUAUGUCAUGUUAGAGAGGAUACCCAAUGUUUAAUCUCUCUUUACAACCAUGUUUUGAAGGGGGUGGUAGUGGGAUAUUGGGUGGAUUUGUGAUGGGAAGAAUAGAUUGGUAAAUAAUAUUCAGGGGUGGGAAUUCUCCUCAGAUCUGCAUUUUUCCUCUCAUAGAACAUUGCGUUUCCUCGCAUUUUAAUUGACCUUUCCACGGGAAAUCUUUUUUUUUAAAUCAGUCAUGUAAACUUCUGGGCCCAGAUUUUCGUUACACAUCAAAUUAUGUUGUGACGUCAUUAUGAAUCUAAUUGCGGCUGCGUUUCUUACUUGAUUUUAUUUGCAAAGGGAGCGAGUAAGCUUUCCUCUUUUUUACAGUUUACCAAUUUCCACCCCUGAAUAUUGGUAAUUUUAAGACUAAUUUUGCCUGAAAAACAUGGAAUUCCAGUUGGUUGUUAGAAUUCUGUAAGCAUGUUGGAGGAUUAGUGAACAUCGAAGGAAUACAAUAUAAUUGUCUUACGAGUAUUAAUCAAAAUUCAUUGUGCUGUGCAGUGUGGGUUUUCUUCCAUGUAAAUCAAAGACAAUCUAUAAACAAACUGCAUUUUGUUUAUGCUGUACACUGGAAGAAAAGGAAUGAAUGUCAGAUGGUGAUAAGAAUAUGAAGUGAGAAAUGCCAAAUUUCAGCCAUUACAUAGUAGAAAUGUCUGAUGUGGCCCAUACAUGAUCAGUAUUAUUGCGCAGUAUUUUUCGGCAUUGUCAAUUAUAUUAAGUGUAGGUAAUGUUGAUGGUUUGUAUAAAAUAUGAAUUAAAUCAAAUGGGGGUAAUUUUUAUUUGAUGAUUGUGCAAUAAAAUCACUGUUAUUAUCCAUAGGCCCUCUUCACUGGAAUAAAAGUGGCAUAUAAUAUUGGUAAUUUUAAGACUAAUAUUGCCUGAAAAAUUUGGAAUUCCAGUUUGUUCGAAUUCUGUCACCAUGUUCGAGGAUUAGCAAACAUCGAAGAAAUGUAAUAUAAUUGUUUGACAAGCAUUAACACAUUAUUAUGCAGUGUUAUUGAUCCAUUGUUGGCUGACAGAUUUUGACGAAAUAUUUAUGUCAGUACGUUAAGUUUAUAAUAUUGAUCGUUUAUGGGUUCCUUAAAGCUGUAACUGGGCAUCAAAAUAAGCACAUCGGCUGGUAACCCAUGUUCACAUUACUAUAGACAGCGUACCUAUAGUCCGUCCCACAGGGAACACCUUUUUUAUACUAUGGAAUUUACUACAGUUUAUUUAUUUAUGAGCUCUAAGCCGAUUGUUUUCUAAAUUACACACAAAAAUAGCAUUUAUUUGUUAUUUCCAAAACACGUUUACUUUUCUUCUUACAUGUACGUCAAACAAAACUGAAAUUAUUUACACAAAAAAAACAUUUUUGUAGGAGGAUGGGACGGACUAUAGUAACCUAUAAGUUAUGACAUAUUUAUGAAGUUUACAAUUUCCAUCAUCAUUCCUUCACAAAAAUGCUGAUACCUCAUUAUUCAUUCAUUAUCACUGUACCCGUCUGUAUAAUUUAUACAAAAACAAUUCAAUAUAGGUUGACCAAAACCAAUUUGAGUUAUUUACCCAUAAUGCAGAGUUCAGUCUCAUUUAAUUGUGCUUCUCCAUACCCAUUUCCAUGUGACUGCAAUCCAAAAUUAGAAAUGCUGUGUUGCUUAGUAAUUGCAAUAACAAAUAAUGUCCAAAGCCUGCCUAGUAAAAUAUUACAAAGGUCAGCCAAGCUGUAAUCAUCAAAGAAAGUUUUGAAAAAUGAAUGAAUGAAUGAAUGUUUAGCGACACUCCAGCACAAAAAAAUACAUUGGCUGUUAAGUGUCUUAAGAUGUUUUGAAAAAAGAAAAUAAUAAUAAUUUUUUAAUGAAGACCUAUUUCCUAAAACAGACUUUAUGAAAGAUCUAGGGGUCAGAAUUUAGAUCGGUCGUUUGAGCUCUAGCCUGAGGUGCAUGCAUCACAGUAUUGAACCAACUCGAUGAAUCCAUUCAAACUUAUUGGGUUUUUUUUCUCUUUCCAACCAGUGCAUCAUAACUGGUCAAAGGCCGUGGAAUGUGCUUUCCAGUCUGUGGAAAAAUACAUAUAUAAAAGAUCCCUUGCUGCUAAUGAAAAAAAA